AAUUGGUGCCCGAUUUGGUGGGUUGUUGAUGAUGCUACCCGACACUUUAACGAAGCUUAUGACAAGGGCCUUUCUCCAUAUGAGUUCUGGAGAAUAUGAAAAAGAAGGGCAUUUGUAUGCUCAAAAUUGGCCACAAGACGUUUUCCAGCAAUCAAGUGCUCGAUUGGAAUCAGAGGAAUGUCUAUCAAGUAUAGUUAGUUCUCUUGAAGCUGAAAUGAAAAGUGUGUAGACUGCUCAGAACUCAAAUCCCAGUUGAAUCGACUCGAAGAAUAUCAUGAAUCCUCAAGAGGAGCGCAACCCAUGUUCAGAUAAAGGUGUCAAGCAACAAGCCCUAAAGGUUGAUUUCAAACCCUCUUUUGGUCCAAGAGCAGGUCGAAUACCAAUCUUUACAAGCCCAAGGUUCAGGAGCAUCAGGUAGAAGGAAACCCUGAAGAGAUCUGACCUCUUCCUCAUAAUCCUACACAGAAUUGCAUUCUGGGUAAAUCUAAAAACUGGGCAUCUCUAUUCGCUGCUCAAGGUCCCUCCAGAACAAUGAAACUAGAGUAUUAUCCAGAACUCCAAAAAGGAAAACGUGCGGCUGUGGAGAUUGAGGAAACAGAUCUAGAUGAUCGUAGCUGGAACCACUGUCUUAUUGGGUAUUUUCUAGAUGGCAAGAUGGACUUUACUUUAUUGAAUUCUACAGCCCGCAAGGUCUGGAAGGAUAAAAUAAACUCAGUUAAGCAAAUUGAUUUGCGAUUUCUGCUUGAAUUCAAAGACGAAGAAGAUGGCCCUUAUUUCUUUUCACAAAGAUAUUUAGUCCUACAAAAUUGGCAUCUUAUGAUGCUCCCGACCAAAGAUCAACCUUCAAAAAUUCCUGCGUGGGUCAAGAUGCUUGAGCUUUCUCUUGAGUUCUGGACAGCAGAGAGUUUGUGCAAGAUAGCAAGCAUCAUUGGGAGUGAGUUAGCCGAUGAUAUUCAAGUCACGGUCAAUGGGCAAUCUGUAGUAGUUGUUCUACAUUACCAGUGGCUCCCUCCCAUAUGUUCAGAAUGCAAAGUGUUUGGACAUCCUCAAGGGUCAUGCAACAAACAAACUAACCUCCAACCCUCUAAUGAGGAAUAUUGGCAAGUGGUUAGCAAAGGUAAAGGCAAGACUUCUGCUGAUUCUGUUAGGCAAGUGGUAGAUGAGGGUCCUUCCUCCUCUUCCUCUCUGUCAGUGCUAGAUCCCACAGUUGAGCCUGUUGGUAUCCCAAUUUCCCCAGUAAACACUCUACAAAUGAGAAAUGCAUAGGGAACCAUUGUAGAGACAUUAGAUACUGAUAUUCUUCCUUUAACUUAGGAAGUACCAAUAUUAACAAUUGAAAUAAUAAGCCUCCCUUCAGGGUCAUUGGCUUCAGAGGAGGUCAUCGUUGGAAGUGAGGUCUAGGAUGAUUUGCUCCCAAAACCACCUGACUCCAAAGGCAUAGAGGACACAACUCCAAAUGCCAAAUUGACCAAUGGUGGAUCAAAAAAAGCAGGAAACGGUGGAAGUAAUAGGAGCAAAUCAAAAGGCUCCUCUAAUCGCAAAGGGAAGUAACUCCUUUCCCUUUUUUUGUUGUCCUAUAUUAAAUAACACUCAGCUUUUAUCAGUGCGUAUUGUUUAUCCUCAUAAGCUUAGAGUCUUUUGAUACUUCAUAUUUUCAAUUGCUUCUUAAAAUACUUUGAUAUCUAGCACACCACUGCAUUUUGGGCUCUGGAACAUCAGGGGUCUUAAUGAUCCAAUCUAACAAAAAGAGGUUAAGUCUUUUGUCAAGAAUAACAAGCUAUCUUUAAUGGGUUUGAUUGAGCACAAAAUCAAGGAGCCUAAAUCCAUUUUGAGUGUUUGGAUCCUUGUUCCCACAAUGGUCCUCUAUCUUUAAUUUUGAUUAUGCCCAAUUGGCAGGAUUUGUGUGAGUUGGGAUCUUCUUGUUCCUGCCCUUAAGGUACCAAGUCAAUUGGACCAGCUCAUUCAUUGUGAUAUUCAGGCCCUGGAUGGAAGUUUUCAAUUAUUGGCAACCUUAGUAUAUGGAUCAAAUAGCUAUUUAGAGAGGACUGAUUUGUGGUCCUCCCUCUCACAACUUAAGAGCAACAGUCCUUGGAUAGUGCUUGGUGACUUUAAUGCUCUUUUAGGUACCCUUCUGACAAAAUUGGUGGUGAUGGUAGUUGGGCCUCACAUAUGGAUGAUUUUAACACGUGUCUCCUCACCACUGGACUUGAUGACCUUCGCUACUCUGGUUGUCACUUCACUUGGUCCAACAAACAAGAACCUAGUAGGUUUAUAUCCACUAAAAUUGACAGAGUGUUGGCUAAUGAAAAUUUGGUUAAAACUUUUACGUGUGCAGUGCACAUUUUCCCACGCCUGGGAUCUCUGAUCACUCUCCGGCAGUGGUGUUCCUCACCCCUUCCCUUAAAUCAUCUAUUAAACCAUUCAAUUUUUUUUUUGCCUUUUUUUGUUUCUCAUGCAGUUUUUCAAUUAAUACAUGAAUUCAACUUAUUAUAUUCUUCUCCAACUUUUAUCUUUUUAUUGUUUUGAAACUAGAUCAAGACUCUACGCACUUCUAAGUUGAUAGUCUUUUGGUAAUUCAAACCCAAUCUUAGCAUAUUUUAGGCAUUUACCCAAAAUAGUUGUUCUGCUAUGCAUGAUUGAAUUCUCUUUUAAGAUAUUUGUAUUUGCUUAUUGUUUUUACUUGGCAUGGCAUGGAGUUUAGUCUAAGGUCCAUGAAAUUCAUAAUUUCGCAUUGUUCGGUGUAGAUAAUUUGAUGACUAAAUGAUAAGUGAAUAUGAUUUUGAUUUCGUUCAUAAAAGGAACUGUUCUCAAAACUUGAUCAUUUCCAAUCAUUCCUUUGGUGUCUCGAUCAAUUUGUUGCUAAAGAACUUAGAAUUUACAUUUGAGCGGGUUAAGAAACAUAUGUUCUCACCCUGCAUAAUUUAAUAAUUUAAUCCCUUUUUCUUCUCUGUAGAUUGUGUUUUUGGAUCCGACUUGGGAGUCGAUCUAUGGGCAUCAAUCGAAGGAAUAAACUCCAAGGGGGUUGAUUUGGGGACCGAUUUAGGUGGGGAGGGAGUGUUUUGGCGGUCCGAUUUAGGGAUUUUUUUGAAGGCAGAUUUGGGAUGUGAGUUAGGGGCCAUAUGAGUCGAGCUUUUUUUUUGGGUGUAGUUAGCUCUUUUUUUAAUUUUAUUUUUAUCAGCAUUGGGUAGUUAGCUCUUUGCUAGCUGUAUUUUUUUUUAAUCUUUUCUACUUAAAAAAUUUCAAGGGACUCAGAGAUAGGUUGACAAUUUGUGAGUAGCAGCAGUAAGAGUAUUGUGCUAUUGAUUUCAAUUUUUUGUCCUUGUGAUGAAUGAAAGUUUUCUUUGCCGAUAAAAAAAGACAUGCAAAAAAAUGCAUUAUCUUAUUUCUAUAAAUCAUGAACUUUGGUUUGAUAUUGUUUGGUCGUCCCUUAUUUAUUUGGACGAAAAAAGACACUCACAUAAUGAUAAUGUAGUUAUCAAAAAUUAAACAUAGUGGUGAGUUCUUAUUUUCAUCACUUCAAUUAGCGCUAAAAGAGUGAUCUCAUACACCUAUUUUAGUUACAGACGUAUGUCUUGAUCUUAAACUGUCUUUGCUUUUUUUUUUUUUUUAACUCAUGCACUGGCUUUAUGCCAGUAUUAUUUUAAGUAUAGAGACGUUAUUGCCUUUUUCUUGUUCUCUCACCCCCUUUCCCCUUCUCUCUCUGUCUGUAUACCUACACAACCACUGAAACCCUAACCACUAUCAGUACCUAGUCUCCAUCAAUUUUCACGACGUCUCACCUACCGGAGGAAGUCAUUGCCGACAUACUCUGCUGAUUACCCGUAAAACACCUCGUCCAAUUCAAGCUAGUAUCCAUACCUUGGCAAUCCAUGAUCGAAAGCCCUAAUUUCGUCAAACUCCACCUCAACUGCUCGAUCGAGACCAAAUCCAACCAAACCCUAAUCUUACGAGAGGAGCAGCUCUACUCGGUCGACUUAGAUUCGCUCAACUGAACCUUCGCUGAUGCCGUGAAGCUCGACCGCCACCUGCUGAGGUGCCAGGACUACGGGACCGAGGUAUGGGGCUCUUGCAAUGGCAUAGCGUGCUUGUCUAAUUCGUUAGAUGCCAACUUUUUAUGGAACCCUUCGAUUCAAAAAUCACGUAGGUUGCCUUACGCAGCAACAUGAGGGGGGGGGGGGGGGGGGGGGGGGGGGGGGGGGGGGGGAGAGAGAAAUUGGACGUGCAAUAGGUGAUUCAAACUAUUUUAUUGAGGAUCCCUCUAGUUUUCCAAAUUUGCUUGACCAUUUUUCGGAUUAGGGUAAGUGGGGGAGAAGAGGGAUUAGGGUUAGUGAGGGAGGAGCAUUUAUAGGAGGGCUGGUGAGACCUCCAAUUUGGUGGGAAAAUUGGAUCUGGAUAGGGGAUUUAGGGCAGGGCAUUUCAUUCGGAUCUAGGUAGGGAUUUUGGGUUUCGGUACUUAAACGGGUUUCAGGCGUUGGGCAAACCAUUUAUAAAUUUUUCUACGAUCAUUUUGUGGCAUUGUUGGGUUUCUUGACUCUCGAGUCUCGAAGGAAUCCUAAAACUUCGACUAAGUGAGCAGAAUACCCAAUACUCGAAUGUGAUAACUGAAUUUGCUUCUCAUGCUGCAUAUUGUUUCCAUCAGGGCUGCAUUUGGGCAGUAAAAAGGGUUCCCUAUAUGUAUUUUCCAUUACUGAUGUUAUUGCUAUUGUUGGAGUUUGUCCCACAUCGGUAAAUUAUCUUCUCCAAAACUAGUAUAUGAGCCUGGGCGGCCUCUCCACUCUUUGCCAAUAGGUUUGGAGUUGGAUGCUUUAACAACUACUUUUAUAUGUAAAUUCCGGUACUAAUUUGUCUGAACAUCUUCAUUUGCUUUUGGUUAGUUAUUCAUGUUGCUCGAAAGUGAAAGUUGGUUUCAGAUAAGCUUAAGGCCACCGUCAAUCUUGAUAGAAAGUUUCAUCAUCAUGGAAGGGCUGGCUCCAUUGAUAGUGUUGCUAUUUCUGCUGCUACUCGCAAUUCAUCAGUUGGGCCAUUAGAUUUAGGGUUUCAGGUCUUGUAGAGGUUUGAGAACGAUGGUGUCAAUGAGAAGAUUGGUGUUGAGACUUUUACAAUCGAUGCGGAAAAGCUCGAAGAAGAAGCAAAGCUUGUCGUUCGAGAGUAUUCGGUUUCC
This is a messenger RNA of Rhododendron vialii, 5161 nucleotides long. Its product is annotated as ATP-citrate synthase beta chain protein 1-like. The record is from RefSeq and is a predicted model, not a curated record. Lineage: Eukaryota; Viridiplantae; Streptophyta; Magnoliopsida; Ericales; Ericaceae. Gene Ontology annotation, biological process: acetyl-CoA biosynthetic process; fatty acid biosynthetic process; tricarboxylic acid cycle. The transcript is spliced from 4 exons. Gene Ontology annotation, cellular component: cytosol. Bases 532 to 1266 code for a protein of 244 amino acids. Gene Ontology annotation, molecular function: ATP citrate synthase activity.